Dioscorea cayenensis subsp. rotundata (Guinea yam) is the source of this 1692-nucleotide messenger RNA. RefSeq names its product pentatricopeptide repeat-containing protein At5g06540-like. Bases 54 to 1349 code for a protein of 431 amino acids. Gene Ontology annotation, biological process: RNA modification. The transcript is spliced from 3 exons. The record is from RefSeq and is a predicted model, not a curated record. NCBI's taxonomy places the organism in Eukaryota, Viridiplantae, Streptophyta, Magnoliopsida, Dioscoreales, Dioscoreaceae. Gene Ontology annotation, molecular function: protein binding; RNA binding.
UUGCUCAAGUUUUUCUAAUUAAAAGCAAAUUGCGUAAAUACCCCUCUGAAAACAUGAAAUUGCAAAACGCUUUCUCAGUCCACGGUUCGCCAUCGGACACUUCCCGUCCGACAAGGUCCACGGUCGAAUGGAAUGGCAUCAUCCGGCGAUCGCCGCCGGGAAAGUCUCUGUCGGUCUACGCCCAUGCCAUGCUCCCUUCCGGCGCUCUUCCAAACAAGUUCACUUUCACCUUCCUACUCAAAGCUUGCAUCCAUGGUUUCUCCUCUUCCCUCUCCUGCCUCCACGCCCAUCUAAUACUUCUUGGCCUCCAUCGUGACCCCUUCCUCCGCUCCUCCCUCAUCUCCACCUAUGCCCACCAUCGCCAGGUUUCCAUUGUCGACCACCUAUUCCGGCAAGAGACCUCCAAUGACACCGUGGUCUACACCGCGCUGGUCUCCGCCUACGCUCGUUGCGGCCGGCUCGAGUCCGCGCGGAAGGUGUUCGACGAAAUGCCCCAACGAAAUCCUGUCUCCUGGGCUGCUCUUUUGUCAGCUUAUUCGGGCUCCACGCGGGACGUGGAGGCGCUGGGAGUGUUCCGCAGGAUGUUGAUCGAGUCGGUGGAGUGCACCGAAGCUGCGCUUGUCUCUGCUCUCUCUUCCGCUGCCCGGCUUGGUGCACUGAUGUAUGGCCAGCGCGCUCACCUGCUUAUUGUUCUAAGUGGAAUGCCCGUCCCCAGUGCCGCACUUGGGACUGCCUUGCUUGGCAUGUAUGCAAAAUGUGGUCUUGUUGAUGAUGCACUGAAGGUGUUCGAUAGAAUGCCUCAGAGAGAUCAACCUGCAUGGACUUCGAUGAUCUCUGCACUUGCCGCGCAUGGACGUGGUCCUGAGGCACUUGAUCUCUUUGGUGAAAUGCUGGAAUUUGGGUUCAAGCCUGACAGUGUGAUUUGCAUUGCAGUACUGCAUGCUUGUAGUCAUGCAGGGUUAGUAGAGAAGGCUAGGGAGUACUUCAACCUGAUGGUGAGGGUUUAUGGGAUUAAACCAGGUUUGGAACACUAUGGUUGCAUGGUGGAUGUUCUCGGGCGUGCAGGGCAGGUCGAGGAGGCUUGGAAAAUGGUGCAUUCCAUGCCAAUGGAAGCAGAUGAGUAUGUGCUCAAGAGCCUUCUUUGUGCGUGCUGCAAUCACAUUUUCUUGGAGUAUGCGGAGUGGGCAGCGGAGAAGCUCAUGUCCUUGAAUGCUGGUCAAGCAUCAUCAUAUGUCCUACUUUCAAAUGCUUAUGCGAGUUUGGGUCAAUGGGAUAGUGUGGAGAGACUGAGGAAGUUAAUGAGAGCUCGGGGUGUCCCCAAAAUUUCAGGUUCUAGUGCAGUUGAGUAAUAAACAGUCUUGGGAAUGGCAGACUGAAAUCUCUCAUUACCCCAUUGGAUCAAAUGUCUUCAAUGCAUAUUCCUCAUUGAAGAGAUUCUACCUUACUCUUGGAGCAUGCCUACCUUCUGCAUUUCUAUUUGUGCAUGCUGGAUCGUGGCAUUGAGGGUAUAAGCAUGCUCAACCUCUUCCGGUGCAAAACAGACAACUUCUCUUCUAACCCUUAAAUUCUCCUCCCCAACCAUGGAAUUUUUCAGGCAGCUUAACAAGUAUUUAUGUACAUACUGCAAAGCAAGGGUGUGAAGGGGUCGGAAGAAUCACUACGACCACACAAACAUCUACAUAAUGUACCCUU